This is a messenger RNA of Hyposmocoma kahamanoa, 1152 nucleotides long. RefSeq lists its product as uncharacterized. The record is from RefSeq and is a predicted model, not a curated record. NCBI's taxonomy places the organism in Eukaryota, Metazoa, Arthropoda, Insecta, Lepidoptera, Cosmopterigidae. The transcript is spliced from 5 exons. Gene Ontology annotation, molecular function: N-acetyltransferase activity. The coding region runs from base 1 to 720 and encodes 239 amino acids.
AUGGUAUAUACGCGCCCAUCAACAAUGCCUAUCCCCACAAUCUGGCAUCGAUUCACCGUACGCAAGGGGGGUGUUCUCAUCCCCCUCCGUGUUCAGGACCUAACAGUGGACCUGGAAGAUCGCGCUCUUCAGUUGCUGGAAAAGUAUUUUACUAGAGACGAACCGCCUUGCAAGUGUAUCGGCAUCCAAAACCACCCAACAGCACUGUCGGAACUGAGCAAACUAUGGCGUACGACAAUACAAGACAAGUUAUCCCUGGUCUGUGUCGAAGAUAAAGAUAACCCUGCGGAACUCAUCGGCGUUAAUGCCCUGACUGUAGCCAGCCGCAGUGACAAGGAUGAGAUCUUUCAGAGUGAUGACAAAGUCUGGGCACAAGUCUUCGGUGCAGUAGACACAAUGGCUCGCAGCGUGGAUAUCUUCCAGCAUUUUGGGGUGGACCAAUACCUCACCGCUUACGGACUGGUCGUGGACCCAGAGUGGAGAGGAUUGAAUAUUGGGAAGGAGAUCCUUAUAGCCAGAAUCCCUUUGUGCAAAGCUCUUGGUCUAAAAGUGACAGCCACAGUGUUCACAGCUGGCGCCUCGCAAGCAGCCGCCAAAAAGGCGGGCUUCGAAACCCUCUCCGAGAUUACCUACGAUGAGCUGGCCAAGCGAGGAUACGUCUUCCCAGGUGUGCAGGAGGACACCAAGUCAUCUAAAUUGAUGGCUUUGAAAAUUGGUUAAAUAAUUACGGUUAGAGCCUAUGCAUGUGGGGUAUUUUGCAGACGACGCGCGUUAACGCGAUUUAAAUGAACCUUUGCACAAAAUGGGCGUCAUCUACGCGUGUACACACACUGUAUGGUGAUACCACAGUGUUACAAUAUCUUCCUCACAGUAGCGCAACGUCUUUGAUAUUCGGCGAUACUGCCGCCCGUGAGCGUGAUGGUACUUAUUACUUAUGUAACAGUAUUUACCAUAUCGCACUGCUAUUACAAUAGUGUUGUAACUCUAAAUAUGUGAAAUUCCAGAUUAUACUAUUGCUGAACGUAAAAUUUGAUUCUUUGCACGUCAGUAAAACCGUCGUUAGAAUAUUGUAAGAAACAAUUAAAAUAUAAUAUCUACUUAACUCAAAAUGAGACAAAGUUUUCGUUAGCUAGUUCUGUACAAAACAGUCCU